Messenger RNA from Schizosaccharomyces osmophilus, 2793 nucleotides. RefSeq names its product DNA replication factor C complex subunit Rfc1 (gene rfc1). Gene Ontology annotation, molecular function: DNA clamp loader activity; DNA binding; ATP hydrolysis activity. Gene Ontology annotation, biological process: DNA repair; DNA replication. NCBI's taxonomy places the organism in Eukaryota, Fungi, Ascomycota, Schizosaccharomycetes, Schizosaccharomycetales, Schizosaccharomycetaceae. Gene Ontology annotation, cellular component: nucleus; DNA replication factor C complex. The transcript has 4 exons. The record is from RefSeq and is a predicted model, not a curated record. The coding region runs from base 1 to 2793 and encodes 930 amino acids.
AUGAAUAAUUCUGACAUUCGAAGCUUUUUCGGCGGUGGAAAUAAGCAAAAAAAACAACCCGCAGCUCCCCAAAACGAUUCUUCAAGCGCAAACCAUUCACAAAAGAAGAAACGUGUUGUUGUUUCUGACGAUGAGUCUACAGACGUUGAUUCUCGUCCGGCUUCCAAUGGUUCCGCAAAGGAAAAUAGUCCAUCAACUCAAAAAAGACAAAAAGUAAAUGCUGCUCCGUCAGCAACUGAACCUGAGACCACAGUUGAUAAAAAGCCUGAUAUUCCUAUAGAGGAUUCUUCUGACGUUCUUGCUAAUGAUCGCCCAAUUUCGUCGCCAGUCGUAUCUGUACCAAGAACUUCCUCGCGAGUGGGUAAGACUUCCUCUCCACACUUGGAAUCUUCGAAAGAGGUAAAAGAAGAAGAAAAUGAGCUUCCUUCAGCUCCUGCAACUAAACGAACCCGUCGCGCCCUUCCUCCUAGCAUUUCAGAAACGCCAGAAGUCCCAGAACCCGCGGCUCCUCCUGUCCCGAAGAAGUCAAAUGUAAAGCUUAAAAAUCUUCCUAGGUUUUCUCCUGAGGCUACAAAGAUUAUGCAGUCUGUGCCUCUGAUUGAUAUCGAUUCCAUUGGUGUUAUGGCUCCUGGUGGUUUUUAUGAUCGUGCCGACACUACACAAGCCCCAGGAUCAAAGGCUAUUCCUACAGGAAAUGAUAAUUGUCUUUCAGGUCUAAGCUUCGUAAUUACAGGCAUUCUAGAAACUUUGACCCGUCAAGAAGCAACCGAUAUAGUAAAACAAUACGGUGGAAAAGUGACCGGUUCGCCUUCGAAUAAGACAGACUUUAUUCUUUUGGGCGAGAAUGCCGGUCCCCGUAAAGUCGAAACGAUAAAACAUCAUAAAAUUCCAGCGAUAAAUGAGGAUGGUCUUUUUUAUUUACUCAAGACUCUUCCCCCAUUAGGUGGCUCUGGAGCAGCCGCUCAAGCUGCUCAAGUAAAGCGUGAACAAGAAGACGUGAAAAUUCGUGAAACUGCAGCCAGGCUUGCUCCAGAUACCGCUGCUCAAAAAGUACAGCCUACUAAUCAGUUAUGGACGACAAAGUACGCUCCUACCUCUUUGAAGGACAUAUGUGGUAAUAAAGGUGUAGUGCUCAAGUUGCAAAAAUGGUUACAGGACUGGCCCAAGAACUUGAAAUCUAAUUUUCGUAAGCCGGGUCCUGAUGGUUUAGGUUUAUACAAAGCUGUGUUGUUAUCAGGACCUCCAGGAAUUGGUAAAACUACUGCAGCACAUUUAGUAGCUAAUCUGGAAGGAUUCGAUAUUUUGGAAUUUAAUGCUAGUGAUACCCGAAGUAAGCGUCUACUAGAUGAGCAAUUACAAGGAGUGACUGAUAGCCAUUCCCUGGCUGGUUAUUUUUCCUCCGCGUAUGUGCCAGUUGAUCAAUCCAAAUCGCGCUUGGUUUUAAUCAUGGACGAAAUUGAUGGCAUGUCUUCUGGUGAUCGUGGUGGUGUGGGCCAACUGAAUGUCCUUAUAAAAAAUACCAAGGUUCCUAUUAUUUGUGUGUGCAAUGAUAGAUCACAUCCAAAAUUAAAACCUCUUGAUCGGACGACUUUUGAUUUGCGUUUUCGACGUCCCGAUGCUAAUUCGCUGCGUUCCAGAGUCAUGUCGAUAGCAUAUCGUGAGGGAUUGAAGCUUUCACCUCAAGCGGUGGAUAUGCUUGUUCAGGGGACGUCGUCUGAUAUGCGUCAAAUUGUCAAUUUGCUUUCCACUUGGAGGUUAGGAAGUAAGGAAAUGAACGUUCAAAAUAGUCAGUCAGCUGUAAAGCAAGCUGAAAAACACAUUGUGAUGAAGCCUUGGGAUAUCUGCAGUCGAUAUUUGCAUGGCGGAUUAUAUCAUCCUUCAAGUAAAGCUACGAUUAAUGAUAAAUUGGAAUUGUACUUUAAUGAUCAUGAAAUUUCUUAUUUAAUGGUACAAGAAAAUUAUCUCAGUACAACCCCUGAUCGAACUCGGCAAGAGCCACCGAAAAUGGCAAACUUGAAGCAUUUGGAAUUGAUCUCCAAAGCCGCUGAAUCUUUUUCUGAUUCCGAUCUUGUCGAUAGCAUGAUCCAUGGCCCGCAACAGCACUGGUCAUUGAUGCCAACACAUGCUUUGUUAUCGUGUGUAAGACCAGCAUCAUUCGUUGCUGGAUCUGGAUCCAGACAGAUUAAAUUUACCUCUUGGUUAGGAAAUAAUUCCAAAACGAACAAGCUUAACAGAGUGCUUCGUGAAAUUCAGCUUCAUAUGCGUCUAAAGGUGUCUGCCAAUUCUUUGGAAGUUCGACAACAUUAUAUUCCAAUAUUGUAUGAGUCAUUAGCAAUGCGCUUAUCUAGAGACCAAGGAGAAGCAAUUCCUGAUAUUAUUCAACUAAUGGAUGAAUACUUCUUGAACCGUGAUGAUUUUGACGCAAUUAUGGAAGUUGUCUUGCCCGCCGAUGUCGGUGAGCAAUUGAUGAAAGGAGUACCUACAACUGUCAAGUCUGCAUUUACGAGAAAGUAUAACUCUUCGAAUCAUCCAGUUGCUUUUAUCGGUUCAAGCGAUGUUCUUCCCACGAAAGGUUCACGCGCUCCAGAAGUGCCAGAUGUGGAAGAUGCUCUUGAAGCUGAGGAUGAAGUUGUCGAAGCUGAAAGUGAAAAAGAAGAAGACGAUACGGAUUUGAGUAAGGACAAAUUUAUUUCUGUCCCCAAAAAACCGGCGAAAACAACAAGGAAGCCCAAGGCAGAUGCAGGAUCAUCUACCUCGGCGCCCAGUCGUCGAGGCAGAAAGAAAACAACAUAA